This is a messenger RNA of Pectinophora gossypiella (pink bollworm), 3682 nucleotides long. Its product is annotated as PX domain-containing protein kinase-like protein. Gene Ontology annotation, cellular component: extrinsic component of endosome membrane; early endosome; late endosome. The record is from RefSeq and is a predicted model, not a curated record. The transcript is spliced from 11 exons. Gene Ontology annotation, molecular function: protein kinase activity; ATP binding; phosphatidylinositol binding. Lineage: Eukaryota; Metazoa; Arthropoda; Insecta; Lepidoptera; Gelechiidae. Bases 153 to 1811 code for a protein of 552 amino acids. Gene Ontology annotation, biological process: endosome to lysosome transport; protein targeting to lysosome; early endosome to late endosome transport.
AAUGCGUUUUAUGCACUCUGUGGUCAAACGUCAAAUAGCGUAGUCAUCGGUAUUUCUUGAGGGUUUUUUCUAUUUUUCCCAGUGAUAACAAAAUGCUUAGUGCUUAUAGUCUCUAUGUUUGUAACCAAUAGAACUCCUCGUAAUUAACGGCGAUGGCUAUAUUUGAGAAAACAUCGCAAACAACUCUCGUUUUGGAUGAUACAGAAAAACUUAUUUGUACAGUGGUUAAUGCACAAAACAUCAAUAAACACACAGAAUACAUAUUGCGAGUGCAGAGAGGGCCUAAUAAGGAGAACAAGUGGAAUGUAUCGAGGCGGUACCGGGACUUCGCCGCGCUGCACUCGAGCCUGCAUCAGGCGAACAUCGAGCUGCCACUGCCCCCUAAGAAACUCAUUGGGAACAUGCAACCAUCUUUUAUUGCUGAAAGGCAAAUAGCUCUACAGAAUUAUAUCAAUGAGGUACUAAACCAUCAGGCGCUUGCUCUGUCAUUACAAGUCAGAAGCUUUCUGGAUCCCAUCAACUAUUCGCUUAGUAUAGCAGAACAAGCUCUGCAGACUGUGUCUAUUGCACUGAGAGGUGAAGGGAGGUUUGAACUGAAAGGACCCCUCGCAGACAUUGGUUGGAGAAUACGAAAACAUUACUUUCUGGUAACUGACAUCCAAAGUCGAAUAAACUGUAUGUUGUCAUAUCAGAACUAUGGACCUGACAGACAUUUAAGUGAUAAAGAUUUACAGACUGCAUUCAAGAGUAUACAUAAUUUAUCUCAUCCAUACAUAGACCAAAUAUUAGCAAUACACAGUUUAGAAACAGGCGCUUACGUAGUGAGAAGGAUACAUGAGAAUGGAACAAUCAGGGACAUGUUAUAUGGGACGGAAUAUACCAAAAACCACCUAGCCAAGUACGGGAACCCUAAAGUGAGGAAACCAUUCACAACGGGGCAAUUAGCUCAUUAUGGAUACCAGAUUCUGGAAGCUUUGAAGUUUCUGCAUGACAAAGGAAUACCACAUGGUCACAUUCACCCGGGUAACGUAGCAAUAGAAGGCCAGAAGGUACAGUUGCUGGAUGUGGAGAACUUCCUGAUGGGAGUGCCGUCGGUGUACCGGCAGCACCUCCUCGAGCUGCGGAAGACCACGGCGGCAGAGGCCGUGGACGUGUACUGCUUCGGACGGACGAUCUAUGAGAUGACCUUCGGCGCUCCCCUCGACCAUAUCAGUCGGGAUAUCUACCCUGAAGGACUUAAUGAGGGAUUAGAAGCAAUUCUCCGACUGUGUCUAUCAUCGUCGGCGUGUAAGCACGGCGUGGCGUCGUUAGACUCGCUACUCUACCACCCGUUCUUCACGAGGAGUGUGCUCAGUAUCGGAGGCACAAUGAGAGAGGACCACUUCACGCACCUUAAGUUCCCUCUCAACUGGAAGGAGGAACUCCGCGCCGCGGUCACGGCUUACGAGACACGGUUGAAGAACGAACAGAAACUGGUGCGAAGUACAAAGAGGGAGGUGCGUAUACAGGAAAUACUCAGCUCUGAAGAGGAGUUACGGAAGCAGAAACGAAGAGCGAAAAAGCGGGAGAGCGUGUGGAAGUCGACCUCGUCCCUGGGCGACGCAGCGCCGUCACACAGCGCCAGCACUGCGUCCUCGCCCACGCCGCCUGUUGCUCUGACAUGUAUUUCGGCAGCGGAAACCAACGGCAACGGGUCGGCAACCCCGGCGGCGGCGAGCCCCGACGCGCGGUCGGCGCUGCUGGGCGCCAUCUGCUCCUUCGACAAGACCCGCCUCGCGCGCACCGACUCCCGGUACAACGAACACCUCUAGCUAAUACCAUCCACUAGUUGCAUAUGUAGCGCGCGACGCGAUAGAUGUCUCAAUAGAAUGUGUUUAUUUAUAGCUUAACAUAACAUAAACAGCCUUUAUACGUCCCACUGCUGGGCACAGGCCUCCCCUCAAUCAACCGGAGGGGGUAUGGAGCAUACUCCACCAAGCUGCUCCAAUGCGGGUUGGUGGAGGUGUUUUUACGGCUAAUAGCCGGGGCCAACGGCUUAACGUGCCCUCCGAAGCACGGAAUCAUCUUACUUUUUCGGACAAUCAGGUGAUACAAGCCUGAAAAGUCCUUACCAAACAAAGACAGUCUCACAAAGUGAUGUCGACAAUGUCCCCAUCGGGAAUCGAACCCGGACCUCCAAAUCGUGAGCCUAACGCUCUAACCACUAGACCACGGAGGCUGUUUUAUAGCUUGCGAGAAGUAAUAUCUACCACGCCUGUAAUUACCUGUUACUGGAGAAACGUUGGAACUUUGACGUAGUAAUUCUCUCUUAAGUGUUUUUUUUUAAUCCUUAGUUUCAGUGUUUGGUCAUUUGCCUAUUUGAAGUUAUUUCCUAGAGAAACACGUUCUCAUCCAAAUAUGUAUCAGCUCAGGAAUAUAUUGUCAGCCAUUUCAGUGGACACUUUAAAACGCGAUAAAAUAAAGUAGCUAAACAAUUUUAAGUUCUAAAAAGUACUGCAUAUAUAGUCGUUAAGGGUUAAACCACACCUGGCAGCACCUCACAGCACUUCUGUUACUCAGAACCGUCAUUUGCUAGAGCGAGAGAGACGAGGUGGUGACAGAUGUGGUUCAACUCUAACAACGACAAUUGGCGAUGAAAUAGCCAGUCUGAAACCUGAACAAAUUUUGGCUUAGGGCCUACAUUUCCUCGACAGAUACAUUCGGAUCUCUCUUUCGUUGGAGAGGUCCGAUAUUUUAAGACAUUGAUUUUCACACCGUUUUCCCUGCCGCUUAUUUGUAAGGCAGCAAUGUCGCAACUUUCUGCCCCCUAUUAAAAAAAACACUUUCCGUGUACAUGUAGUAUAAAAUUGAAGCUUGUCUGACAGAAUCUGUCCCACUAAGAGGGGGACUGAAAAGGCCAUAUUGAAGCAAUUUAUUGACAUUGUGCACUUAAGAUUUCUCUGCGCAAAUGUCAAAUUGCAGUAUUGCUUUUUAGAUGAAUUGCUUUCAUGUGGGCUUUAUAAUUCCCCAGGUCUAACAGUGUACUAGUAUAAAUAGUGCGCGGUGAAUACAUUUACGAGUAUGUAAUCUUUUCAGUACAUGCAUAUACGUUCAUUAAUAUACGUUCAUAAUGCGGCCAUUAAGGCAAUUACUGGUGUUGAAUAAAUCAAACUUGACGAAAUAAAAAGUAUUGAAACGAGGUAAAAAUUAUAAAUAUAAUAAUUUCAGAUCUCGAAAACACGAAAUUGUAUAUUUUCUACUGGACUUUUUGUGUAGCUUUGUCUGUAAUAUUAAUUAAAAAAACUUGUAUUAUAUGUUUGUAAAUUGUGUAAAUAUGAAAGUUAAUUGACGUAAAGUAUUCAGUACAAUUUUGGAUACAAACCGAUGAAUGCAAUUAUUUUUAGUUAUAAUUUAGUUAUACAUAUUUAUUUUGUUAUUCCGAACAAAUAAACGUUUUACAUAUAAGGAUUCAUACUGAAAAUGCAUUAUUAUUGUAGCAUUUAAGUUGUUGUAACUAUGAGAUCUUUCACAUAGAUGUUACGUAUGUUUAUAAAGUGAUACAAUGGGCUGGUCAGUCUCAUAUUGGGUUAGGUUUUGAAAUUAUCAUCUAUGUAGGAGCUUUAAUAUAAGUGUAAGAUAUAUAAAUUAUAAAUGUUUAAUAUAUUUUGUUGUAAGUAAAGAGAAUAUACAGUUUUAGUAAUCA